AUGUGUGUGUUUGCAAGUAGCCUCGAGGACCUGAGGGUGGAGGUCUCUGGGGAAUUGCAACAACUACAUCCCGGGCUCGCAGCAAAAUUCAUGAGUCUUCGGUAUCAGGUCAGCAGACCAGGCAUAACACUUGGGCGAUUCGAAUCUGGCGGAGGAAGAGCCAAGGCAGCUUUGCAACUUGACCAUGUGAUUGAGGAAAUUUCACGGAAGCCAGGAUUCGAGAAUUUUCUGAUGUCUCCCAAUGAAGAGGAGACUCGAGAAAUUUCGAGUUCCGGACCUGUUGUCGUCAUUACUACCUGUCCGAUGCGAUGCGAUGCAAUCAUUAUUCAGCCGCAUCAGGUGCGAGGCUUAAGACUCUCACAUUUAAGCCACGAAGAUAUACUUGACAACUUACAGCGCGGAAACAUCAAUAACUUGAAGGUGCUCGAAUGGCUCUGGGAUGUGCUUACCAGUCCCAUUCUCGACGCGUUGGGAUUUACCCAGUCACCUAGUAACGGUGAAGCCUGGCCUCGUAUCUGGUGGAUUCCCAUCGGCCCGCUCUCUAAGUUCCCUAUUCAUGCGGCUGGCUAUCAUAGGCAUCGAACAAAAAACACAGUGAUGGAUAGGGUGGCCUCCUCUUACAGUACGUCGGUGAAGUCUAUGAUUCAGACGCGUCGGCGAGCUACUCCGGCUCCGAGUAGGCCAGAGCGAGCCGUCUUGGUACCUGUUCCCCAAACAACAGGGCACGCGACACUAAAAUUCGUCAAGGAAGAGGCGACGCGGGUCGGGAGCCUUUGCAGAAGCAUGGGCUUCGACGUAAUCGAACCCCAACCGAGGAUGGAGAGCGUGGCGCCACAUAUGGCUGGCUGCAAGAUUUUCCAUUUCGCUGGACACGGUAGCGUUAACCCGAGUGACCCGUCACUGAGCCAGCUACUUCUUGAAGACUGGAAGACACAAGAACUUACUGUUGCUAUGAUCCAAGAAAUGAACUUGCGGUCUGGAUCGCCAUUCUUGGCUUACCUUUCAGCCUGUGGGACUGGCCGCAUUCGCCAAUCCAGCCACCUUGAUGAGAACACUCAUCUCAUUAGUGCCUUUCGCAUCGCUGGGUUCCGGCAUGUCAUAGGUACGCUUUGGGAAGUCAAUGAUGAAUGUUGUGUUAGAGUGGCAGAGAGAACAUACGAGGAAAUGCUUAAUCAAGGCAUUUCUGAUGAUGCCGUGUGUCUAGGUUUACAUACAGCCAUAAGAGAAGCUCGCUAUGAAUGGGAACAAAGAGCGGAAGCAAGCCGUGAUAGAUUGCGAAAACAAGGGAGGACACAUUACUUGAGCGUAGACAGGGAUCGUGAUAUAGAAGAGUGCGAUACCAAUGAUGAUCUUCAGGUGCCUGAAUGGGUUCCCUAUGUUCACUUUGGUGUCUAA
Molecule: messenger RNA, 1395 nt
Organism: Clonostachys solani
Lineage: Eukaryota; Fungi; Ascomycota; Sordariomycetes; Hypocreales; Bionectriaceae
Source: the annotation of a GenBank genome assembly